CCCUUUAAUCCUGUCUUUCUCGCUGUUAGCAUGGAGCUGUCAGCUGUUAGCUGUAUUUCAGCGGUAGUUGCUAUCUAUUAGUCUCUACCAACACUCAACCUUAUGGCUGAGUUAUUAAUGCAUUUCUCUCAGACGGAUUUAUUUGUACGGAUAUUUUGAUGGAUCUGGCCUUAGUUUGGUGUGUUAUAGCAGCACAAAAGUUCGUCUGUCAGGCUUCAUGUUUGGCUAACUGUUGCCAACGUUUGUAAGGCUAGCUAAUGCUAACGUCGCUAGCAUGAGCUAACGGAAGCCGGUGGAGUAAAGUAGCGUUAGCGGUUAAACAUACCGUCUUUCUUCCCAUGGAUCAUGUUUGAUAAAGUGUUUUCUUAAUAGCUAUAUAAGUGCCGUUUGGUAACGCAAAAUCCCAGGCUAACUUACCUGCCUUGCAAGCUAAACGCUAACAGUUAGCUUUAGCUCUCCUGGUUGAAUCUUGCCUAAUUUCAAACAGCGAGCUUCCAUCACCUGCUCCCAAAAUGAUGGACUUUGAUAAUAUAUUGGACAUCGCCUCGCAAAAUCAGGGCGUCAGCAGUGUACAGCAGAAGAGAUACAGUUUACAAGCCGGACCACCCAAAAAGGACCCGAGGUCGAAAGGCGUAAGUGCUGCUGCUGUGCAGGCACUUUUGAAGAAGAAACGCAGUGACAUGAUAAAGAAAGAAAUUGAAAUGAAAAAACAGAAGCAGGAGCUACUGGCCAAGAGGGUUGAGUUGAAGUCGGACCGUAAAGCACGAGCCAUGGCUUCCAGAACUAAGGACAAUUUCAAAGGUUACAACGGCAUCCCAGUGGUUGAUGUUCCUAAAAAGAGGAAAUCAAAACUAGAAAUGCAGGAAGAAAAGUCGAUGAAUGAUGACAGGUUUAAGAAUAACAUAAUUGACCCAGAGGAUGAUGAGGAUAAUUACGAGUAUGAACAGACAGAUUCAGAGCCAGAGCCAGAGCCAGAACUGCUGCGACCAGGGAAAAACACUGGUUUUAGUGGGAGUAGCAGCAGCAAGCCUUCCUCUAAAAAAUCUAGUGGGCCACCCAAGCCCCCUCCACCUCCCAUGAACUUUGCAGAGUUACUCAAAUUGGCAGAGAAGAAGCAGCAUGAACCAGUCGAGGUAAAAGCCAAGUUAGUGAAAAAAGAAGAGAGGCUUCGAACAGCUGAAGAGCUAAGAGAAUUGGAGAUGGAACGCAAGGCUAAGAAACAGAGAGAAAGAGACAGCAAGCCUCAGCCAAGUUCUAGUUCAAUAAAGAAAAACACUUCAGAGAAAGAUCAGAAGAAUUACAAACCACAGAAGACAUCUGUGGAAAAGCCAAGUUUGCCCAGUGGGUCAGUAAAGAAGUUACAUCCAACACCGACUAGUGAUAAAGGCCGCUCUUCUUCCAAGUCCUCUGUAAGCGACAAGGAAAGGGAACGACCUAAGAUGUCCAUUAAUGAUAGAGACAGACCCAAGACAAGCUUGUCUGGUUCAUCUGGUGCCAUGAACAGUAAAAUUCCUUCGAAAGCCACAUCUUCUCAGGUUUCAGCCAAACAAGGGGGCCUCAAGCCCUCAUCUAGCCACAAAUCCAGCACCUCAAGUGACCUUAUCCUUAAAAAAGAAAGCGCAUCAAGAGCUUCGGGUACUCCUGGGACCAAAGCUCCUGGAACAGCUGUAACAGGCCAAAGAUCACAACAUGGGAGCACCCAACAGACCAGGCCCAGCCAGGGUAGCUCAUCGAGGCAGGGACCUAUAGUUGGAGGCCACAAGUCUGGAAGGGGAGAACCACUAAGGCCUGGUAUGAAUUCUGUCGUAAAGUCGAGCGGUAUUUCAGUGAUGAGACCUUCAUCAGGGAGCCAACCUCAGUCGAGGCCGGGGGGCACACUACAGGCAAAAGCUGGUGGUGUCCCACAGGCCAGGCCCGGUGCGAGUGGCCCACAGGGUCAACAUAAAGGUGGCGGAGCCCGACCUCCAGGGAGUGGUCCUGGUCGGCCUGGUAAUGGAGGACCAGUGCCUGGACGACCAACCGGCAGCAUCGGAUCAGGACCUGGAAGACCCAAGUGCACUGUGGUAUCAGAAACCAUUUCAUCCAAGAAUUUUGGUGGACCCAGACCAGGAGGCCCUCCUCGACCAGGCGUGCCACAGAGACCUGGGAUGGCACCUAGACCAGGAAUGCCUCCUAGACCAGGAAUGCCUCCUAGACCAGGAAUGCCUUCCAGACCAGGAGUGCCACAGAGACCCAUGAUGAACAGACCACCAGGUCCAAUGUUGCCACCUAUCACCUCUGCAUACAAGAGGAAAUUAGAGGAUGAGGAAGACGAGUAUGACUCAGAAAUGGACGAUUUUAUUGAUGACGGAGGUGAUGAUCAAGACGAUGUUUCCAGGCACAUUAAGGAAAUUUUUGGCUAUGACAGAAACAAAUACAAAGAUGAAAGUGACUAUGCACUUAAAUUUAUGGAGAGCAGCUGGAAAGACUUGCAGAAAGAGGAGGCAAGGAGCCUGAAAAUGGCUGUGCAGGAAGACCUGGAGGAGGAGAGAAGAGAAGAAGAGGAGUUUCGAAGGAAAAAUGCCAAGAGGACAAAAAAGAACUGAAAUAAACAUUGUUAUUGAGCUGAA
Molecule: messenger RNA, 2609 nt
Organism: Plectropomus leopardus (leopard coralgrouper)
Lineage: Eukaryota; Metazoa; Chordata; Actinopteri; Perciformes; Serranidae
Gene: spty2d1
Product: SPT2 chromatin protein domain containing 1
Biological process (GO): nucleosome assembly; transcription by RNA polymerase I
Cellular component (GO): nucleolus
Molecular function (GO): histone binding; DNA binding
Source: RefSeq, a predicted model, not a curated record